Molecule: messenger RNA, 164 nt
Organism: Amoebophrya sp. A25
Lineage: Eukaryota; Dinophyceae; Syndiniales; Amoebophryaceae
Source: the annotation of a GenBank genome assembly
UGCGUUUCGGCCCGCAGUUUCUGAGAAAAUUGCCACUAGAGAUGUAAGACCAAACGAUUACAGUCCUGCUUCGUCUCGGCUCAUGCAGCCUUGUCCACAAGAAGGUCCAAAAACAAGUAGCAAAAGUGGCUUCCGAGGUAAGCUAGAUGCGUUGCAGAUGCUGC